CUACGUGCAGCCGCUAGCGAGCGGGGCAAAAGCCGCGCUGCAGGAUAUCUUCUAAGGCCCGCAGCGCAGGAUCUGUGCUGCUGACCUUGGAAAGCGGAAGGCUUUCAAGAGUGGGUAACGUAGCCUAAGGUCUGGGUGACCGUCGACUGCCCUGGCACAUUCUAUUUCACUUGCCAGACUUCACAAGACAUUUUAUACUGUGCCCUGUGAACCAGCGACAUUCACGCACAGGACUCAGAGGAAUCCUAAAGAUUCUAGGACCGUUUCUUAGACCAGCUCUGAGAUAGUUGAGAGGUCGCACUCGAUCACUUUCAAGGUUCAUUGAGCGUCUCAAUUGCUUUAUAGGUCUUCCUUCGUAGAAACGAAACCCGCUGCCUUUGAUCCUUUGGAGAAAGUUCAAAGGUGCCGGCCCACGCGGAGUAGCCAAAAUUAAAGUGAAGAGUCACAGCUUGGGACGGUGCUGGAAAACGUUUUUCCUCGAGAAGAAGUUUCUCAGUCUUGGCUGCAACAUUUCUCAACGCGACUGUGUUACAAGAACGCACCAGAACCCUUUAGUCUAUACUAGGCAGCAGAGAAUUUCUAGGACGUUUGGAUGUUGAUAAGCGGAGCGAGGCCUGCAGCAGAAAAGGAAGUCAUCCCACAGACUGUUCAGUACAACACAAUCGAAACUGUUUAGGCAGGCAUCCAAGUAUUGUGUGGCAAUUUCCUCUUUGCUCCAAGUCAGAAUAUCAUGGAUUCCUGUUACCGAUUACGGAGUAUUGUUAUGGCUGCGGUGCUUGGUCUGUUGGAAUCAGGCUUAUCGAACGCAGAGUUUCCCUAUCACACAUCCGCCGCACUAGCUACGAGUGGCUUGCGACCGAUUCGCAGGGGAGACUGCAAGCGACUUACAGGUCUGACCGAGGGACAGUUCCAAUGGUGCAAGACGCAUUCUGUCUUCAUGCAACCGAUUGUCAGUGGUGCCAAACUGGGUUUAGCCGAAUGCCAACGCAGGUUCUCCGAUAGGCGAUGGAACUGUCCAACGGACCAGCCAGAAGUCUUCGCUAAGGCCAUCGAGACAGCUAAUCCCGAGGCAUCAUUCGUGCACAGCAUCCAAUCUGCUGGCAUAACACUGGCCAUCGCCAGGACGUGUAGUCGAGGUGAUGCUCUGAAGUUCUGCCAGUGCGACCAAACCCUGACCAAGAAUAAGGCCAAGGACUGGACUUGGGGCCCAUGCACCGAUAACUAUCACAAAGGAAAGCAGUAUGCUAAGGAGUUCCUGGACGCUGGCAAGAAUGAAUCAUCGCCAAUCUCCAUGGUGGCAAGUUUCAACCAUGAAACAGGACAGACGGUUGUACGUCAGUCGAUGCAGCUAGUGUGCAAGUGUCACGGUUUGACAGGAACCUGUGCACAGAAAACAUGCUGGUACAGCCUCCCUAAGGUUCAAGUUAUCGGUAAGAAAGUCCUGAACAAGUACACGCGCGGACUGCGCGUGAAGUGGGAAGCCCAAACCGAGCAGAUUAAACCAUACAGUGCGUUGGUAACGAAUGUUACGGAUCAGCUCCUAUAUUCCACGCCGUCGUUGGACUACUGUGAAGCUAACGACGGGACGGGAGCGCUGGGCACUGCUGGACGACAGUGCGAUCCCAACAAGACCGGACCAGGUAGCUGCAAUCACCUGUGCUGUGCUAGGGGCUACAAUGAGAGGCGGCGCAUCGAGGAGAGAAAGUGUAAUUGUAAAUUCCUGUGGUGUUGUCGGGUGGUGUGCUCGCGAUGCUUGACGGUAAACAAGCACUACACGUGUCGAUGAGCAGCAGCAGCAGCAGCAGCAGCCGUGUCACUGUUGAGACAAAGAUUGCACCUUCAUAUGCAUGUGUACGGGUACCCAUACUGUUCCAUGAGACAAGCUGUGUUAGCAUCUCAUGGCCAGCAGCAUGAGCUGAGAAUACCAGCUGCUGGUCAUGACUAUGACUCAGUGUCAGCAUACAUGUAGGUUACUCAGCUUUACACUAUCCUGCACAGAUAUCUAUUGCAGUGCCGUGUUUGUCGUGACACUGCCUGGCAUCUGUGUUGCUAUGUCUACUUAACGGCUACAAGUCCCUAAUGUUCUCACUGUCACUGAAGAUUAUAACGAUGGUGACUUAACGCAAAAUGAACGCUUACCACCUUUUACCCACAACCUAAUUUUGGCAAGUAAUCGAGAUAAUUCCGUUUUUGAUGAUUCGUAGAAUUUGUAAAUAAUACUAAAAUAACAUUAUCACUCUUUAGCAGGAAAUACGCAAGUGGUACAGGUUUUGUUGUUCUUCCUACAUGUCGUUGCCAGUUUACAUGGUUGGUCGAUGUAGUACAUGUACUGGUCUUGCACAUUACAGUUGAUUGUUAUCAGGCCAUUGCGACCUUACACUUUUGCUUUAGCCGUCGUUAUUUCUUUACGAGACAACUUACUUGAGCAUAAACUUACUACUUACUACUUACUACUAUCCUGAAUGAUACACAUUUAAUCUAUCAGCUAACUACAGUACUAUGGUACUAGCAAUCAUGGACUACAUGCGCUUGAAAUCCUUCACUUGAAAACAUGUUUUAUUGUCGGCUA
This is a messenger RNA of Sycon ciliatum, 2569 nucleotides long. RefSeq names its product protein Wnt-5b-like. Gene Ontology annotation, cellular component: extracellular region. Lineage: Eukaryota; Metazoa; Porifera; Calcarea; Leucosolenida; Sycettidae. Bases 731 to 1786 code for a protein of 351 amino acids. Gene Ontology annotation, biological process: positive regulation of JNK cascade; multicellular organism development; canonical Wnt signaling pathway. The record is from RefSeq and is a predicted model, not a curated record. The transcript has 5 exons. Gene Ontology annotation, molecular function: cytokine activity; frizzled binding.